AGACAUUUCGGAUUUCAACAUUUUAGCGACUUCAGCCACUUUGCUCUGUCGAAAAAAGGCAUCCGCGGAUAAUUCUUCUGUUUUGAUUUCAGCUUUUAGUAACUGCAGCCGCCCACUCUACUGAAAGAAAUUUUAUCCGCUUUUUAGAUUUGUGUACUUCAGUGAUUUCAACAACCCCACUCGUAAGUAAAAAAUUCAGUCAUUAAUCUCGUUCGAAGACUCUCAGACUUUUGGGAACUAGGUAAGCCAGUUCGCAACUUCCUGAUUUCUGGAAUUUGCUGUCCACUCGGAAAAAAAUAUUCUUUCGCUAGUUUCCUUUUCUGAUUAUUCAGUGUUGUCCAUGCGCUAGUUGGCGCAAGAGUUCGUUUCUGCAUUGUUUGGGCUUGGUAAAUUGAUUUCACGGGGUGCAGGAGCGAAACGAAUAGAGUCGACCAAUAGUGUUGCUGAUAAACUAGAACUAGAGGUCCUGCUUUGUCGGCUUGGUGACAGUCUACACACUGACUCAAUUUACACAUCAUUGAAAGUAUGGCAGAAUCAAACAAAUUGAAGUUUGACAAGGACAAGCACAUUCGAUUUUUCACAAGAACAUUACAAGUUUUGCCCAGUCGAUAUGAGGUUUUGGACUCCAACAGGUUGACCAUUGCGUUCUUCGCGGUAUCUGGACUAGAUGUAUUGAAUUCUUUGAAUAAGUUGUCUUCAUCAACUAAGAAAGAGAUUAUUGAUUGGAUCUAUAGUCUUCAAGUUGUUCCAGAUAAACAUGGAAGCAAUAAACGUAAAUGUGGGUUUCGAGGUUCAACUACAAAUGGAGUAACCACACAUAAAGACAUAAAGGUAGCUGAAGUGGCACAUACCUUUGAUAGUGGACACAUAGCGAUGACAUAUACUGGACUUGCAUGUCUAAUUAUUCUUGGGGAUGACUUGUCCAGAGUUGAUAAAACUGCAUGUUUGGAGGGAUUGAAAGCUUUACAAUUAAAAGAUGGCAGCUUUGAAUCAACCUUGGAUGGAAGUGAGAAUGACAUGAGAUUUAUUUAUUGUGCCAGUUGCAUCUGUACAAUGCUUGAUGAUUUUUCACCAAUAAAUGAAAGUCUUGCUGUUAGUUAUAUCAAAAAAUCGAAGUCAUAUGAUGGUGGUUUUGGUCAAGGACCGGGCCAGGAAAGUCACGGUGGUUCAACUUAUUGUGCAAUAUCUUCUCUUUUAUUAUUAAAUCAACUUCAUAAUGCAUUUUCACAGAAGGAAAUUAUGAGAUUACAAAGGUGGUGUUUGAACAGACAAAAAUCAGGAUUUCAUGGAAGACCCCAUAAAGAUGAUGACACUUGCUAUUCCUUCUGGAUUGGUGCUUCAUUGAAGUUGAUCGGAUCUUUGGAACUGUGUGACUGGCACGAAAAUGAACAGUAUAUUAUAUCAACGCAAGAUUCAGUUAUAGGAGGUUUUGGUAAAUGGCCACAAAGCCAUCCAGAUGCAUUACAUGGUUAUAUGGGAUUGUGUGGAUUAUCAAUGAUGGGAAUGCACAAUCUAAGUCCGAUAAAUCCUGCGUUAAAUAUUACCCAACGUGCUUCAGAUCAUAUGUUUUCACUACACAGAACUUGGCAUGAAGAAAAAUUAAAAAACCAAUCACCUACAUUGACUGAUGCAAUGGGGACUCAUUUUGGUACAACAGUAAUGGCUUUUGUAAUUGGACUGGGCGCCGUUUUUUUACCAUGGAUAUAUUCUAAUUUCUCUGGAGCUGAAUAAUUUUCUUCCAACUUUUCUCAUUGCCUUUCAUAUUGUCAUACAUGGAAAUCCCACACAUGGGGAAGUGAAAUAAAAUUUUGAUGCUGUUUUUUAUCGCACCUUAGCAUAAUUUGUAUCGAAGUUUCUCCUUUUGGAUUCGUGUAAAGAAACUUGCUAAUCAUUUAUCAAAGCUUUUUAUCAUGUUUAUUGAGUUAUAUUAGUUUCUUAUUCCAAACUUUUUUUAGUAGCAAAUUGAAAGUAUUAAAACAUGUACAGCUGGUAAGAAGUGAAUGAUAUAAUUUAGCCAAAGUUUUAAUUAAAAGUGUAUUCAUAUAUAUAUUAUAAUGGGACCAAAACGUAAAACCUACAACUGCUAUCACAGGCGGAACUGGAGAAGAAUGGACUGCGUCAAUGGGCAAACUCGCCUAGUGUUUGAUAAGUUGGCUAAACUAAAUUGUUCACUCUUCACCAAUUGUGCAAUUGCUAUAAGUAAGGCUAAUUCUGGUAGCAAAUUGACCCAUAGCUGGUUGGGUUUAGAGUCAAGCUACUGAACUAGAGAUCUUUAAGCAUCAUGUGAUGGAAUAUCAAAUUAAGGUGUAUGUAUGGCAUAUAGAAAUGAAAUUAUAUGAGCGGGCUUCUCAAGAACAAUCAUAGAAAUGAAAUGGGACCUCCUGAAGUAUGUGCACCAAGUUGGCGCACAACCUGAACUCAGGUUGUGUACCAGGUUAAGCUUCAGGUUAUGCAACAUCUUGGUGCGCAUACUUCAGGAGCACCAUGAAAUGAUAUGAGCGGGCUUCUCAAGAACAGUCCGACGUAUGUCGAAACAAAGUAGGGCGUGGGGACACGGGCAAUAAAUUAAAUGGGACGCAUCACAAUUAUCAGAUGCUUUGUUUUUCUACUUUGUUGUUUCACUGAUUAUCUUCUUCAUUCAAACAUACUCUGAUUUAGAAUAUAUCGUGAUAUUUAAAUCAGUUUUUAUUAUCUGAUUAAGAUUUGAAAAAGAAAGACUUUUUGAUAUAA
Messenger RNA from Styela clava, 2730 nucleotides. RefSeq names its product geranylgeranyl transferase type-1 subunit beta-like. Gene Ontology annotation, cellular component: CAAX-protein geranylgeranyltransferase complex. Gene Ontology annotation, molecular function: CAAX-protein geranylgeranyltransferase activity. The record is from RefSeq and is a predicted model, not a curated record. Lineage: Eukaryota; Metazoa; Chordata; Ascidiacea; Stolidobranchia; Styelidae. Gene Ontology annotation, biological process: protein geranylgeranylation.